Papilio xuthus (Asian swallowtail) is the source of this 1800-nucleotide messenger RNA. Its product is annotated as gastrula zinc finger protein XlCGF26.1. The record is from RefSeq and is a predicted model, not a curated record. Lineage: Eukaryota; Metazoa; Arthropoda; Insecta; Lepidoptera; Papilionidae. Gene Ontology annotation, biological process: regulation of transcription by RNA polymerase II. Gene Ontology annotation, cellular component: nucleus. Gene Ontology annotation, molecular function: zinc ion binding; DNA-binding transcription activator activity, RNA polymerase II-specific; RNA polymerase II cis-regulatory region sequence-specific DNA binding. The transcript is spliced from 5 exons. Bases 99 to 1745 code for a protein of 548 amino acids.
UGUUAUAUGUCAAAUGUUAAAAUUUAUAAUCAAAAUACAGAAUAACCGUAUCAUAUAAUAAAAGUUAAAUAAAUAUUUAAUGAAUAGAAUAACUUAAAAUGAGCACAAUUAACCGGAAAGGGCCGAUAAUAGACCCAGGUGUGUGUCGAUGUUGUGGUUGUUUAAAGAAAUGUCGAAUAAUUAAUAUUGAAUAUGAGUGGCAGGGGCAAAAAGAAAUAUAUUCAGAUAUGUUUAUGGACUGUUUCGGACUUCUAUUAUCACAUUUAGAAGGAGGUCCUGAAGAACGUUUGAUAUGUGCAACAUGUGUGAGCCGAUUAAGAGAAGCCUGUGCAUUUCGGAAGCAAGUACUGCGCUGUGAGGAGCUUCUGCUCAGUGCUAAAAUACAUUUAGAUAAUGAUGUUGAAGAGAGUAAAGAAGGAAUUAAAGCAGAUAUUAAAAUAGAGAGUAUUGUUGAAAAUGAAGUUGUCGAGGAAGAUCACAACAAUGAGGCUGUACUCAUUCCAGACUCAAAUAACGAACCAGAUGUGAACUCGAAGAAAAAGAGUUCGGUGAAAAAGGACAAAGUUUUGAAACGUAAACGGAAAACUAAAGUCACUGUUAAUAAAGAGAAACACGAACUGGUGACGCGAAUGCAAAAAGUCAAGAAGUUAAAAGAUGCAGAUGUCCCAGAACAAAAAGGGAAUGCAAAGACUAAAAAUACCAACGACAAUGAAAUGAUGGCUCGACAUAAUACUAUAUGUAUUGUAGAGAAUUCGUAUGUUUGUCCAUUUGAUACUUCUUUUAGCGAUUAUUUCUGCAUUUACUGUAGGAAACAAUUCACAGAUCCGAAUAAACUUAGGGAACACACUAUGACACACGAUCCACAAAUAUACAAAGAUCUCCCACAGAAAAAAACACUUCAAAUCGAUAUUCUAAGAAUCGAUUGUAGACUUUGCACACAAAGAAUCGAUAAUAUAGACGAUUUGAAACGUCACAUCACUAGUAUACACCAUAAAGUUCUUUAUCCAAACAUAGAUAAUGAAUUUUUGAAAUUCCGUCUCACGCCUGUCAGAUUAAUUUGCACAGAGUGUGAUGAAUCUUUUACAUUUUUUCACGCUUUAAAAAAACAUAUGGCUGAACACUUCGGUACUUGCAUUUGUGAUAUAUGCGGUGCACAUUAUUUCCAAGAGAGAAUGCUUAUACUCCAUCAAAAAACACAUCAGAAAACAGACGAAAAUUAUCCUUGCAAAGAAUGCGGAAAGUUGUUUAAAUCGAAACAUAACAGAUAUUUACAUAUAGCUAGAACACAUAAAAAAGAGCCAGCAUAUCCUUGCACCAAAUGCGAUGAGGUUUUAUUCUCGUAUACUUUAAGAUAUCGUCACAUGAUUGAAGUUCAUGGUAUUGAGAGGUUAUUUGAAUGCGAACAAUGCGAUAGAACUUAUGAUAGUAGGAAAUCUUUAAGAGAACAUAAUAGGAGGUUUCAUUUAAAAAUAUUUAAACAUCAAUGUGAUUUAUGUGAUAAAAGGUUUUAUCUGCCUUCAAGGUUAAAAGAACAUAUAGCGUCGCAUAGUGGCGAAAGAAAUUUUCGUUGUGAAUAUUGUGGCAAAAGUUAUCCAAGGUUACGUGGACUUAAAGUUCAUAUGCAAUCUCAUAGCACUGAAAAAAAAUAUAAAUGUACUUUAUGCAGUGCAUCUUUUACACAGAAUGUUAAUUUAAAAAAUCAUAUUAAAAGACAACAUCAAACCAUGGAAGAGUAUCAUGAAUAAUUAGUCUGUUAAUGUUUGAACAGUGGUAGAGCGAGCUUUAACAUCUUCGCACGAA